CCCUGGCCCCGAGGCGUUAUCGGAGGCGCCGCCCGCGCCCUAUAAUAGCUGGGCCGGCGUCUCCCCCUACCUCCAGAUUGGGCUACGACUCCGGCAGACAUGUUUCGCGCCUUGUUCAUCCUCGCUGUGGUGGCUGUCGCUCGCGCCUGCAAGCCCUGCACAUGCGGGGUGGCACGAGGCGCGCGGGUGGUCGGAGGCGUGGCCGUGACUCCGGGCGAGCUGCCGUGGCUGGCGGCGCUGGUGCGCGACGGGAAGGUCAUCUGUGGCGCCACCGUCGUCGCCCGGGACCACCUCAUCACCGCCACGCACUGUGUCCACGAAGUCGAAGCAUCCCGGCUGAGCGUUCUGGUGGGCGUGUACGACGUGAACAACACCCAUCAUUCCCCCGGCUACGAGGUGUCGCACGUGACGCAGCAUCCGGACUUCAACCGGUACAACUAUGAUAACGACAUCGCCGUGCUGCGGCUGGCUGAGCCGCUGCCUGACAACCUGUUCCGGCCAGCGUGUCUACCUGAUGAUGAGGAGGUGCUCGCAGGAGCAGACGCCAUUGUGUCCGGUUGGGGAAGCACUGUCGAAAAAGGACCAGCGUCCAACAUACCCAUGAAAGCAGAUGUGCAAAUCUGGACCCAGGAGGACUGCGCAGGCGCUGGGUAUGGUCGAGGCAAAGUGACUCCGCGAAUGCUAUGUGCCAAUGCCCCAGAACGCGACGCGUGCACUGGUGACUCAGGCGGUCCACUUCUUGUUUCGCAGCCGUAUUACACUAUUGUUGGGAUCGUCUCAUGGGGGCGAGGAUGUGCUAGACAAGGUUACCCAGGAGUGUAUGCUCGGGUAGACCGUUUCCUGCCCUGGCUGCGUGUUGCUCUACGCCAUGCUUGCACUUGUACAUCCCCUUUCUAAUACAUAAUACUGAGUCACAGAAAAUUAUUUUAGGUGUUAAAUACAUUGUUUAUUGGAGGAUACCUAAAUUCUGUCUAAUGGCAUCAAAAUGUUAAAAUUAAUAUGAAAUAUUGGGCACUGUAUGCAUACAAAGCUCUAAUAAGGCAUGUUAUAAAGUAUCAUGCUAAACUAAAACGGCUCUAGCUACUUCGAUUGCUAAUUAAUUACCGUCGCUACAGGCCCUUGACUUCUGAAGUCCACAUUAACAAUGAAUGGGAACUACUUUGGAUUGUGUCUGAUAAUGACUGACAAGUUUGUGACCAGCCAUGGGACAAUUUAAUCUUGCCAACGAAGUAGCCAAACAAUUUAACUCAGGAAUAUUGCUAAUCCAAACGCAAAGAGUUGUUAAGCCAAAGAGAGAAUAAAAAUAGCCAUGCCGUUAAGUAGGUACACAAACACAUUAAUAAAAUUAAAUUGUAUUUAGGUUUAUAAAUAGUACACAUUUCAGUAUUAAAAUUAAUACGUAUAAAAUAAUAAUAAUGUAGAUAUGUAGGUGUAGGAUACUUCAUAAAAUUAGUGAAAAUAAUUAGGUAAUUUUAAUAAUGUUAUUCCUACAAAAGUUACUAUUAGCAACUAUGGCUGUGAACUAAAAUUAGUCUGAUAAGUACAAUAAA
Messenger RNA from Ostrinia furnacalis (Asian corn borer), 1550 nucleotides. RefSeq names its product trypsin-7. Gene Ontology annotation, biological process: proteolysis. The record is from RefSeq and is a predicted model, not a curated record. The transcript has 6 exons. NCBI's taxonomy places the organism in Eukaryota, Metazoa, Arthropoda, Insecta, Lepidoptera, Crambidae. Gene Ontology annotation, molecular function: serine-type endopeptidase activity. The coding region runs from base 100 to 897 and encodes 265 amino acids.